AUGACUUAUCCAAGAGACCAGCAGUUCAACAAAUCGAACUUCAACAACCGUGGCGGUGACUUCCGUGGCGGCAGAGGUUCCGACAGAAACUCGUACAACCGGUCCAACGAGGGUGGCAGAGGUUUCCAGAGCUACAGGUCUGCUCCCUCUCAACCACAGGAACUGAUUAGACCAAACUGGGAUGUCGAGAUGGCAAACCUCCCAGCUUUUGAAAAAAACUUCUACGUUGAGCACGAAACUGUCAGAGACAGGUCCGAUGCCGAGGUGGAAGCUUUCAGAAAGGAGAACCAGAUGACCAUCACUGGUCACGAUAUCCCCAAGCCAAUCACCACUUUUGACGAGGCUGGGUUCCCAGAUUACGUCUUGACCGAGGUCAAGGCGGAAGGUUUCGACAAGCCCACUGGUAUCCAGUGCCAAGGGUGGCCUAUGGCUUUGUCCGGUAGGGACAUGGUCGGUAUCGCUGCCACUGGGUCCGGUAAGACGCUGUCCUACUGUCUACCCGGGAUCGUACACAUCAACGCCCAGGCGUUGCUACAACCCGGUGACGGUCCAAUUGUCUUGGUGCUAGCACCAACGAGAGAAUUGGCCGUCCAGAUUCAAAAGGAGUGUUCCAAGUUUGGUCAUUCCUCGAGGAUCAGAAACACGUGUGUCUACGGUGGUGUUCCUCGUGGCCAGCAGAUCAGAGACUUGAACCGUGGGUCCGAGAUUGUCAUCGCUACCCCAGGUAGACUGAUCGACAUGUUGGAGCUUGGUAAGACCAACUUGAAGAGAGUCACUUACUUGGUGUUGGAUGAAGCCGACAGAAUGUUGGAUAUGGGGUUCGAACCUCAAAUCAGGAAAAUUGUGGACCAAAUCAGACCAGACAGACAGACGCUUAUGUGGUCUGCGACCUGGCCUAAGGAGGUCAAGCAAUUGGCCGCUGACUACCUGUCCGACCCAAUCCAAGUCCAAAUUGGUUCCCUAGAGUUGGCUGCCUCCCACACCAUCACGCAACGUGUCGAAGUUGUUUCCGGCUUCGAAAAGAGAGACCGUCUUGCGAAGCACGUCGAGACCGCUUCCCAAAACCCGGAAUCCAAGAUCCUGGUGUUUGCUUCCACAAAGAGAAUGUGUGACGACAUCACCAAGUAUCUAAGAGAGGACGGGUGGCCUGCUCUUGCCAUUCACGGUGACAAGGACCAGAGAGAGCGUGACUGGGUUUUGAACGAGUUCAGAACCGGUAGAUCCCCAAUUAUGGUUGCCACUGAUGUGGCCGCCAGAGGUAUUGAUGAUUGA
Messenger RNA from Huiozyma naganishii CBS 8797, 1272 nucleotides. It is a transcript of the gene DBP2, whose product is annotated as DEAD-box ATP-dependent RNA helicase DBP2. Gene Ontology annotation, biological process: rRNA processing. The record is from RefSeq and is a predicted model, not a curated record. Gene Ontology annotation, cellular component: nucleus; cytoplasm; ribonucleoprotein complex. Gene Ontology annotation, molecular function: ATP binding; RNA helicase activity; RNA binding. The coding region runs from base 1 to 1272 and encodes 423 amino acids. Lineage: Eukaryota; Fungi; Ascomycota; Saccharomycetes; Saccharomycetales; Saccharomycetaceae. The transcript has 2 exons.